UUGAAAAACAGCCGACGUUGAGCGCAUCUGAUCUUCCCCGAGCACACAGAGCUGAUGAGGGGUUUGCUGACGGUGUGAUCCGUGCGCGAUGGCCGCUUCGUGCGGACAGAAGAGCGAGAAGUUAGAUGAAGCGCAGGCUCUGGCGAGGAGCUGUGCGAGGCGACCGGACUUUCUGCCCUGCGAUGGACUAUCAAUCUGCGCCACACACAGCCACGGGAAGUGCUUCAAGCUGCACUGGUGCUGUCAUCUGGGUUGGUGCCACUGUAAAUACGUCUACCAACCCAUGACCAGCGUUUGCCAGCUUCCCAGCACAUCAAUUCCUGUUGCCCCCUCAGAUCAUACCCACACCAUGAACCUGUCAAUCUCCAUGACCAAGCGCUUCCUCAGGACAGCUCCCAAGUUUCGGGCUCCACCCUGUUCAGAGUUGCUCAAGUUCUGUGUCAUCUCUGACCUCUUUGUGGAUGAUUACAUGGUCAAACGUAUCAAUGGUAAAAUGUGUUACGUACAAAGACCGCCUCCACCAACAGCAAACCCUACACACCUACACCAAUCGCCAGCACCUCAACCUGCACCCCAGCAUACCAACAAGCACACAUGCCAUGUGGGCCUCACUGUAAAACACGUCCAACUGAGCGAGAUAUCAGGCCCUAAAAUGGACCAUUGCUCCUCUCCCUCCAGCUCAGAAGAUUCUGGAAUCAAUGCGUUGGGUCUGCACUACAUGGAAUCAUAUGAUGAGGACUCCUGUGUGGAUGAAGACGAGGAGGAAGAGGAAGAUGAGGAGCUGAGUACCGAUGGUGACUCCAGCCCUUGUAGCCUCUGGGAUCAGGAUGAGUGCACUUUACUGUCACCAUCCAAAUCAGCUGUUGAGAUCAUUGAGAAGAUUGAGACUACAGUUUGA
Messenger RNA from Myxocyprinus asiaticus (Chinese sucker), 898 nucleotides. RefSeq names its product UPF0524 protein C3orf70 homolog A-like. Lineage: Eukaryota; Metazoa; Chordata; Actinopteri; Cypriniformes; Catostomidae. The coding region runs from base 89 to 898 and encodes 269 amino acids. The transcript has 2 exons. The record is from RefSeq and is a predicted model, not a curated record.